Molecule: messenger RNA, 2171 nt
Organism: Synchiropus splendidus (mandarinfish)
Lineage: Eukaryota; Metazoa; Chordata; Actinopteri; Syngnathiformes; Callionymidae
Gene: ndel1b
Product: nudE neurodevelopment protein 1-like 1b
Exons: 9
Coding region: 157-1179 (340 amino acids)
Biological process (GO): establishment of mitotic spindle orientation; regulation of neuron projection development; chromosome segregation
Cellular component (GO): centrosome; kinetochore; kinesin complex
Molecular function (GO): microtubule binding
Source: RefSeq, a predicted model, not a curated record
GGCAAUUUCCUAAACACGGUAGUCAGUGGAGUCUUCAGCUCUGUCGUGGGAGAGUCCGGCUGUGUGACUGUGUGUGUGAGAGGGACUCUCAGGUACCGGGACGGGAAAACCGACAAGCCUUCGGACAUCUGUUUGACAUGAGCAGUGUGCUCUGACAUGGACACAGAGAUGAUUCCAAAAUUUUUGUCAAAGGAUGAGGAAGUGGCUUACUGGAAGGCACAAGCUCUCAAAUACAAGAAAAGCUGCCAUGAUGCCCAGGAGGAGCUGCAGGAGUUCCAGGAAGGUAGCCGAGAGUUGGAGGCCGAGUUAGAGGCCCAGCUCACGCAGGCCGAACAUCGCCUGAGAGACCUGCAGACGGAGAACGAGAGGCUGAAGAACGAGGUGUCAAACCUGAAGGAGAAGCUGGAGCAGCAGUACGCGCAGAGCUUCAAACAGAUUUCUGUGUUGGAGGAUGACUUGGGUCAGACCCGGAGCAUCAAGGAGCAGCUUCACAAAUAUGUGAGGGAGCUGGAGCAGGCCAACGACGACCUGGAGAGAGCCAAGAGAGCAACAAUCGUGUCCCUGGAGGACUUUGAAGGUCGUUUGAACCAGGCCAUCGAGAGAAACGCCUUCCUGGAAAGCGAGCUGGAUGAAAAGGAGUCUCUGCUGGUGUCGGUGCAGCGGCUGAAAGACGAAGCUCGAGACCUCAGACAGGAACUGGCCGUCCGGGAAAGAACUACAGACAGGAUGUCGGCUCCCAGCUCUCCAACAUUAGACGCAGACAAGAUGGACUCGGCCGUGCAGGCGUCUUUGUCGCUACCAGCUACGCCGGUGGGCAAGGCGGCCGAGCUCACCUUCAUGAGUCCGAAAGCUCUGACCAACGGGUGUGGAAGCUCAUCACUCACACCCACCGCCAGAAUCACCGCUCUCAACAUUGUAGGGGAUCUGCUGAGGAAAGUCGGGGCGCUGGAAUCAAAGCUUGCCGCCUGCAAGAACUUCUCCAAAAACCAAGCGACCCGAAAGCCCUUCCCCACUGACAAAAGCGCCAUCAUCAGCAACAACUCCAACAAGUUCUCGCACUCACUUCACACCACUUGCUACGACAAAACGACCUUAAACGGACUGGACCCAAGCACCAUGACCUCCAUGGCAUCUGCCAGAACCGUGUCGCCGUCAGGCCUCCUGCCUGUGAGCGUGUGAGUGGCACAUGCUCCAACUCCAGUCCAGCCAAUGCUUUGUGGUGACACUGAAUGUUCGUGUGUGUGCGCGUGUGCGUGCGUGUGUGUGUGGAAGUUUUGGGGAGCACAAGAGGCUCAAUGGUGCAACAAAACAUACCCAAAGUUCGCAGCUCUUAUGUCCUGAAACUUACUUGCAUGUGUCUCUUGUGUUACUAACAUGACAGAAGGUCAUUGCGUGACCUUGACCUCCUUUGUGUCCUCUGCAAUUGCACAUUUAAGCUAAUUUCACUCAGAAUGUACUCUAUUUAAAAAAGGGAUCUGUUGAUAUAAUUUAACUUUAAGAAGCAGUAUUUCUCAUUUUGGUGCAUGUGUUAGGUGAGGGGCAGGGUCACUGCAGCCCCUCACCCACUGUAUGACUGAAGUGAAUGUUGAACGUUCAGAAGCCAUGUAGCCGCGACGCCGUUGUGUGGCUGCUAGUUGUUAUCAGCUGGUUCUGUCCUCAAGGUCAAACCCGCACUUAAGUGGCUCCUUACUCUGCGCCACAAGCGAGCGUUUUGUCAGGAGCAGGUUUUGCCUUUUUUUUUUUUUUUAAAAUCACUAUAAAUUUCCGUGCUUUUAUUGUGACAAAGAAAUGAAUAAAAACAGAAGGCCUCGUGGGAAAUCGAUCUCCACCAUUGCUGUUUGUCACUCAGCACCAGCGCAAAUUGUUAGUUAAAUUGUUGAAAUAAAAAGUUGAUUUUAACAGGUCUGGAUUUCUGCAAUUAAACCCUCUUUUGAAGUAUUUCCACAGCUGUGUUUCAAAUGAUUUUGGGUCACAGUGAAAGCCUGUUACCGAACUGACUGAUCUGGUGUCAGUGUACAUAGUUUGUAUUGAUAAGUUUGCUAAAUUUGUACAUACUGACAUUAAAGUCCUAUUUAUUUCAGAAUGUGUGUUCAGCUGUAGCUGCUGCCUAUGACGAUGUUUGUUGGAAUUGUUUCACUAAAUAAAGAUUGACAAUGAAAUAUGCAGUUGAU